GUAAAAUAGCUAUAUGUAUAAGUAAAUAAAUAUGAACACAUAAAUAGAUAUAAAACAAUCAGUAGGUCUUAUCAGAUCUUUAUAAGGCUCAAACAACCAACUCACUGUCCCUGCUAGUCUUACAUGGACCUAAAAGGAGUCUUUGGAUUGAACCAUAGGUCAUUUAACAUCCGAUUGAGACGAAUGCAUGUGAGUGAAAGAGUGCACAAAAUAAUCAUCUUCGACAUUAGAAUAUAUUAAACCACUUGACCAAAUCAUAUUUGUCUGAAUAUUACAGCUCCGAUGCAUCAUCCUUGUCUUCAAGAUGUCUUGAAUUAUUGCAGUGUACACCGCCCAUGUAGAGCACAUCUUCUCAUACUGCUGUCUACAGCUCCACCUUGUGGUUGACUGUGUGUGUGUGUGUGUGUGUGUGUGUGUGUGUGUGUGUGUGUCCCCGAUAACAUUUAGCCAGUUCCCAUUUUUUCCCAUUUUUUCUCCUUCUCCUGAAGAAUCCUCCUGUCAUCCCUUCGUGUCCUUCACUUGUUCCCCUGAAACAAGACAGGAACCAAACAGAACAUCAGGCACAUUUUUCCCACAGCGUGAUCAAAUCUGCUAACUCUGCUGCGGUUGUAUACGAGGUGUCACUAUGAUCUGCAGGGUUGGGUCCAAUUAGAUUGAAAUGUUUUCUGUUGCUGAAUACAACUUGCAUGUCAAUAUUUGUAAUUGUAAUGGAAUACAUUGGAUCACAAUCACUGCAGUCUUGGAAUUAAUCUCAGAUUACUUCAAAAUCACUCAUUGAAAUUUUUCCUUCUUACUAUAAAAUGAACAACAACAGCUAUUUUGUUUCACAAAUAUCCCUUUUUUUUCCCUUCAGGCAUCUCAUAAGAUUUUAAUUCAAAUAAGAUGCAUUUUGCAUAUUCAGCAUUUACAUUCAGUCAAAUCAGAUUCGCCUUACAAAACACUGCCUGUACAAGUGGGCAGUGUUUGCACAACAUGUGGGAUGCUGUUUCUUUCUGUUGUGUCUUAAUCAAAAGGCCACCUUGUGAUUUUUGCUCUUGUAACGCAAAAUAUUCAUAUCACACAGGAGAGCGCGUACCUCUGCCAAGGCUCAACAGUCAAGAUGCCUGACAUUUUACAUCAAGAUCCUUUUUUUUUUUUUUAAUAGAGAAAUUUCAAAAAUAACAAACUCUGAAGGCCGGUCAGAUCAACAACCCACAAGUGGCAACUCCCAGUUAGAUAGAACUGAGGAGGCCUCUGGGAUGAGAGGAACUUCAAGAAACUCAGACAAGUCUGGUUGCCUGCGAUACAGCACUGACUGAGAGCUUUUAUCAACCUUUAUGGCAUAAUGUUCAAAAAAUGUAAAAUUAAAAAAGUUCCCUGAUCCGUCAGUUUACCAAAAGUUAAGUUUUGAAGAAAUCUGUUCAGUAGUAUUUGUUUAGUCACAAACCAACCAACCAACAAAAGACACGGGUGAAAACACAACCUCCUCGGCAGAGUUGAUUAAAAUAAAUAAAAACUCCAUUUAUCAUCAUUAAAAAACAAUAACAUAUAAUUAUGAUUCCAAAGGCAAUCCAAUCCAAACUGUUAUAAUUCCAUAUUUUAGAGACAUAAUGAAAAAUGUAAUCAAUUAAUCCGUGACAAUGAAAAUCUAAUGUAAUCAUACAUUUUCAAAUGCAGUCAGGCUGAUGACAAUUGUUUUUGUAAUCUGAUUACAUAAUCCCUCACACAGGUAACAUAUCACUACCUAUCCCUGAAGAUUUGUCACCUCGUCCUGUUUGGUGAACGUAUUUCACUCGCCUGGUGCUGAGCUGCCCUCAGCCGUAUUUGCACUCUGGGCGGUGAACUUCGGUCUGCAGUACCAGCACUUGGCUGUUAACACAUCCGACAGCGUUAAUACAGAGUGAGUGCAUUAAAACAGAGAAGGAAAAUCAAUGACGCAGCCGAGGGGAAAAGACCAAUGCAAAGACUACUCAUUAAUCAGCAAUGUGGCAUUUCUUUAAAUGUUGCGAGUCUUGUAUCAGAUCAGAUCAUUAACUUUGUUGUGUUUUUGGCAGAUUUCACUGCGCAAGCGUUGUGUGCAGAUUAUGGGCGUCAUUGUGUGUGCUUCACACUUUGUGCUCAUGGCCACUGUCUAUUUCUGUGGUUGCAGCUAUGCGUGACUGUCUUUAGGAAUGAGCCAGACUAUAUUACACCCUGGUCCCUCCCUCAGAAGCUCUGCUAAAGUAACAGCUGAUGUCAGUCCUGCUUAAAGACGCACGCACACACACACACAGACUGCAACCUGUCUGCCGUUAGGCAGCAGCCUCACAGCAGAGAGCCAGCUAAAGGGGAGGAGGGCUCCUGCACCUUGCUCUCCCCACGACUCAUCAGCACAUGGCGCUUGCUCGGCACCACGCUGACAAAUCCACAAUCCAAGGCUUGAAUCCCAAGUUACAGCAGGCAGAGGAGGGGUGGGCAGUUAUCUAAGGCUCUCAGCACCCCCCCAUGUGCCGGGUUGGAUCAUGGAGCUGCACUGUCUUCCCACUGAGACCCCCACCACAGCCAGCUCCUGUUCAACGGACCCCCUGUACGACAACUGCCCACCUUUUGCCCAGCGAGGGAGGGCCAGGGAAAAGGAAAUGGAGAGUAGAGUUGUGUGCCCGGCUGUAACCAGACUCCCAGGGCCCUGCAGCCCUCUGCCUGGUCUGGCCCCAGCUGAGGUUCCCACACUGGUCAGUGGGGGAAGAGGGACUGGCGCCUGGCCAGAUCACAGCUACUGCAGCUGGAGAGGAGGCCUGGGAAGACAGGCCUGGGAACCAGAGCUGGAUCCAGGCGUUAACAGGACAAGAGGAGGGGAGAGAGGAGGAGAGCAGGGAGGCAGCAGCUGGGGAGUCGAGGACAGAGCCCACCUGAACCAGAGCCCGAAUCCACCGCAGAGCGAGGAGCACAGGAGCGCUCUCUCUCUGUAUGACAACCUCCCUGAUGCUGUCACCCCUGACGGCCUCCAAGAGGACAUGGAGACAAGCCUCCCGGAGCACCUGCAGGAGCAGAUGUACCGAGCGUGGGCCCCUGAGCACAUGCAGGGACUGAUGGACGACGAGGGAGCGAGUGAGGACAAGAGUUCCUGGUCCUCCUGUGAGAUCAUCCUCGCUGAAAGCGGUUCCAGCAACCAGGACCAGAAUCCAGACCAAGCCAAGAAGCAGGAGCCAGAGCUGGACUCGGGCUCCUGUGGAUUUAAACAGGGGGACCCGAUGCUGCGCCUUAAGCCGUCCCCUCCUCGGCAGCAUCUCGCGGCGAGUUCCCCUCAGCUAUCCCAAACUGAGUGCCAGGCUCUGUGGCCCCCAGCUGGAGCUCAGCACCCAGAGCAGCCAGCCUGGUCUCCCAGGGUGCCCCCUCCCGUACCCCUGGCUGAUCCCUCUGCUAGUGCCCUCCGCAGCCUCCUCACCAGCCUCCAGCAGCAGAUAGUCAGGCAGAGGGAGGAGUACGAAGAACGGAUUGUCAGUCUAGAGCAGAAAAAUGAAGAGCUGCAGGUGGAGGUCGUUCGGUUGAAAACAAACCUCGCACAGCAGCGGCAAUGGUACCGGGUCGUCCAGGCUAAGAUCGUGGAGUCCGAAAGGGCCCGGAAUGCAGCCGAACUUCGCAAUGCAACUCUGCAGAAGGAGAUGGAGCAGUUCUUUGACACCUUCGGAGAGCUCAACAAUGAGGCCAAGAAGACAGAAUGUAUCGUCAAGAGCUUUUGAGAAAGAAAAAUGUAUGAACUGUGUGUGAUGAUAUGAACGUGUGAGAAGUGAAGGACAAAGGGCAGAAGACUGGUUAGUCUUUAAACUCUAGUUAGGAUCUUGUAGAAGAAUAUUUCCUUUGCUCAUUAUAAAAAGUCUAAAGGGUAACUCCACCUAUUUUACACAUUAGUGUGUUCUCACAGGGCUUGGGCAGAAUACUGCAUACGAGAAAAAAGUGGUACAAAGCAGUUUCUAGCUCCAGAAGAAGCUGCAUGUUAUCUGAUAAAUUGCCUCCAGUGAUGUCACUCAGUGGCCAAGUUGCAUUGUGGGUAACGUAGGCACCAGGUUUUGAAAAGAGAGAUGAACAUGUGGGAUAAAAAAAAGCAUUAUCACUGGUUCUGCUGUAUGAGUUUGACUGUUUUUAAACUGUCCGUCCAACAGCGUUAGACGUUGAAUGUCAGAUCACAGAUGUCUACAUUACCCACAAUGCAACUUGGCAUGUGACAUCACUGAAUGGAAUGACUUGAAUUUGUCAGAGUACAUACAGCUUUCUCUGGAGCCACAAAAGGCUUCAUACUAGUGUUUUUCACAUAUGCAGUAGUAUUCCUUAAUACAUGUAAACACACGUUAAUGUUUAAACUUACCCUUGAACUUAUGUACAGUUAUUCCAGAGAAAUCUACAAAACAACAUCACUGAAAGAAAAUGAAUCACUGAUGUCCACUUUAUUAGUUACUUAGGGGCAAAUGAUGUUGGCCAGGUGAUUAUAUUGUGGUCAUUGCAAUCACGCAGGACAUCUCUGAAAAUAAAAGAAACAAACAACAAAAUGUGAGAUGUACAGUGUAUACAAUUGAGCGUUUUUCUCUCUUUUUUAAAAACAUGGUAAA
Acanthopagrus latus (yellowfin seabream) is the source of this 4562-nucleotide messenger RNA. RefSeq names its product rho GTPase-activating protein 24-like. The record is from RefSeq and is a predicted model, not a curated record. NCBI's taxonomy places the organism in Eukaryota, Metazoa, Chordata, Actinopteri, Spariformes, Sparidae. Bases 2481 to 3698 code for a protein of 405 amino acids. The transcript has 2 exons.